AAAAAUAGAUGAUUGUGAUUAAGAUUAAAUGUUUGUUUUAACUACUGUAAAUGAAAUCUGGUGCGAAGGAAAAUAUUUCAUUGCAUUCAUAGCCAACAUUGGGCUGAUCGAUUUGGGUGAUGAUGUUAGUCAACAGGUGUGCCAUUUGGGGCAGUCCAUUUCUAUGCCUUGGCAUUUCAAUUACAGUACAGGCUGAGGGUGUGGCUUACUGUUAUAUAUACAUGUCUGUGGUUGCAUGAGAUCACAGUUCAGCUGGCAGUCUUAACUAAAAGAACAAUACUGAAUAAUAAAAGAAGAACUGCAAGAUGACUAAAACGACAAAACAACAAAGCCGUGCUGGUGGUUCUGCCGAGGGGCCUUCUGGGGGUGGAACAGGAUCAAGGCUGGGCUUCCUGGGGGACUCUGUCUACUUCAUGGCAGUUGCCCUCCUGACAUCAAAAAGGAGCAGAGAUCCAAACACACAGGUGGGAGCCUGCAUUGUGAACCAGGAAAACAAGGUAGUGGGGGUAGGUCACAAUGACAUGCCCAAUGGCUGCGAUGGCCAACUGUCUUGGGGACGGUUCCCCAAGGAUGGUACUGGCACAGAUACACAAUGGGUGAAAUCCAAGGACCCCUAUGUGUGUCAUGCUGAGCUGAACGCCAUCAUGAACAAGAACUGCGCGGACUUGAACGGCUGCUCUAUGUACGUGACCCUGUUCCCCUGCAACGAUUGUGCCAGGCUCAUCGCCCAGGCAGGUAUAAAGGAAGUGGUCUACCUGUCAGACAAGUAUGGUGACAGAAAGGAAACUCUUGCCUCCAAACGCCUAUUCGACAAGGCGAGGGUCGUGUACAAGCCGUUUGAGGGUGCGGGAAAUCCGAUCACCCUCAAUUUUUCAUGAAAUGAACGCUGGCAGCCGUCACCUGCGCACCUUAAUCCUGCCGGAGCUCUAAUUGCCUUCUUCACUCCUGGAUCAAAUUAAUCACCGCAUAUUCACCGUUUGAUUGCUUCUCUUUAGCCUAGCAAACUACUUAAUCAAAUUCAAUCAUUACAGACCAAGGGUUAAUUAGCCACUGGUUGGUUGGUGUAAUUUUACUAAAUCUGAAAAAAUAGAUUUUAUGAAUGAUUAUGUAUUUAUCCAAGCUUUUGAUUUCUUGAAUAAACUACCGCUAAACUUCAA
Molecule: messenger RNA, 1157 nt
Organism: Anguilla anguilla (European eel)
Lineage: Eukaryota; Metazoa; Chordata; Actinopteri; Anguilliformes; Anguillidae
Product: deoxycytidylate deaminase-like
Exons: 6
Coding region: 306-878 (190 amino acids)
Biological process (GO): dUMP biosynthetic process; dTMP biosynthetic process
Cellular component (GO): cytoplasm
Molecular function (GO): zinc ion binding; dCMP deaminase activity
Source: RefSeq, a predicted model, not a curated record